AGAUAGAUAUUGCCCUGCAAGCAUAUAUUCCUCUAUCCACUACAUUGAAAUUCACAACAUUAGAUAUAAUUUGAACUUUGAAAUUUUUUAAUAGGUAGAUCAAGAUGGAAAUCGAACUUCGCAUUGUGUGCUGCUCGGUAUGCCUAACUUGGGUGUGAAAGACUAACGCCAAGGGUUUGACGUCAGGCAUGUAGAUGAUGUAGAAAUGCAGUUGGUCAUGCCUUAUCUGUUGGUCAAUCUGUUGGUCAGUCUCCAGUCAAGCCUCGACUUGGUGACCAUUGGUCAAGCCAUGCAAUGGUUCAACCUCCACAAAGUGCGGCAAAUUCUCAAAAAACCCAACAGGGUAAUCGCUGCACAUGGUGCUAUACACCACACCCCGCAAGUUAAUAAAGCCCUAGACAGCAUUAUGGAGCGGGUUUAUGGAAACCCUUACUGGGAUUCAGAGCUCAAGAUGGAGGAUGAUGUGUACAAGCAUAUCGAUCUUCUUUUCAAGCCAGUGGAGGGAGAAGAGCAUACUGAACCAUUUGUUUGUGCCGCAUAUAUAAGUGGAUAGGAUUGGAAGAGUAUUUUGCCUACUUGAGAUCGAAGGAGAAGCGAAUGGAGCCUCGAAUGGAUGAUGUGAUUGAGGAGUUCAAGCUUUCCUGG
Rubroshorea leprosula is the source of this 645-nucleotide messenger RNA. NCBI's taxonomy places the organism in Eukaryota, Viridiplantae, Streptophyta, Magnoliopsida, Malvales, Dipterocarpaceae. The record is from the annotation of a GenBank genome assembly.